This is a messenger RNA of Mercurialis annua (annual mercury), 1628 nucleotides long. Its product is annotated as heat stress transcription factor B-4. Gene Ontology annotation, cellular component: nucleus. Gene Ontology annotation, biological process: regulation of transcription by RNA polymerase II. NCBI's taxonomy places the organism in Eukaryota, Viridiplantae, Streptophyta, Magnoliopsida, Malpighiales, Euphorbiaceae. Gene Ontology annotation, molecular function: DNA-binding transcription factor activity; RNA polymerase II cis-regulatory region sequence-specific DNA binding. The transcript has 2 exons. The record is from RefSeq and is a predicted model, not a curated record. The coding region runs from base 353 to 1420 and encodes 355 amino acids.
UUGAAGUGGGUGUGCGCGGGAUGAAUGUCAGAGAAAGAGGUUCACGGGUUUGUCUUGAAAGGCCCUUAUUUCACAGUCCUAUACAGACACAUAUUCUUUCUCACUCCCUCACUACAUUACCAUAAUUUUUAUACUCCUAUUAUUCUAUCAUUUUUCUCAUUUCAACCCCCAAAAAAAAACAUACUUGUAAAUCAUACAAAAAAACACUACAUUUUUAUCUCACCCAAAAGCUCAUAAACCCUUUGUUUUUACCCAUCACAGCCACCGAAAAGCCUCCACUCUUUCUUGUUUCCUCUUCUCCUUCCAUACCCUUCUCUUUGUGCUGAUCUGCAGCUUCUUUUGAUCUUCAUCAAUGGCGCUUAUGUUAGACAACUGUGAAGGCAUUUUGCUGUCACUUGACUCCCACAAAUCUGUUCCUGCUCCUUUUCUUACUAAAACUUACCAAUUAGUUGAUGAUCCCGUCACUGAUCAUAUUGUUUCUUGGGGUGAGGAUGAUUCUACUUUUGUGGUUUGGCGGCCACCUGAGUUCGCUAGAGAUCUUCUUCCUAAUUAUUUUAAGCAUAACAACUUCUCUAGCUUUGUUAGACAACUCAAUACUUAUGGUUUUAGAAAGAUUGUACCAGACAGAUGGGAAUUCGCGAAUGAAUUUUUCAAGAAAGGAGAGAAGCAUUUACUAUGUGAAAUCCAUCGAAGAAAAACAGCUCAGCCACAAGUAGCUAUUAAUCACCACCACCAUCACCACCCACAUUCUCCACUCGGUAUUAACGGCCCGAGUUUCUUUCCAUUUUCAAGCCGAGUUAGCAUCUCACCAUCUGACUCAGAUGAACAACUCAACAACAACAACUGGUGUGACUCGCCGCCCCUAUCUUCACCAAUCACUAAUGCUUCGGUUAUUAAUGGCGGAGGCGGUGGUGGAUAUAAUUGCUCAGUUACUGCUUUAUCCGAAGAUAAUGAAAGAUUAAGAAGAAGUAAUAAUAUGCUAAUGUCUGAACUUGCACACAUGAGAAAGCUUUAUAAUGACAUAAUCUACUUUGUUCAAAAUCAUGUCAAGCCCGUUGCUCCGAGCAAUUCAUACCCUUCUUCAUUACUUCUUUGUGCACCAACUAAUGCUACUGCCACGCCAUUUACUUCUAAUGGUUCGUUACUACAAAAACCAUUAAAUCAACUUCAUGGUUACAAUUAUAAUCCUCAAGUUCAUGUUUUAAACUCUCCUACCAAUACUUCACAGAGUUCUUUAACAGUUCUUGAUGAAAGUUUCAAGAAUACAAAGUUGUUUGGUGUUCCUUUACAUUCCAAGAAAAGAGUGCACUCAGAGUAUCAUAAUGGUUCUAACACUGGAAAUAUGGAGGCUACAAAGGCUCGUUUGCUGUUGGAGAAAGAUGAUUUAGGGUUGAAUCUGAUGCCUCCUUCAACCUGUUAGUUUCCUCAAUACCAUUUUAAGAUCUGAGGUUUCUUUAAUUUUGCCUUUUAUUUCUUUUAGUUUUCUUGAUUUAAAUAUAUUUCCUUGUUCGAUUGUGACGGUCGUUCUUCGAGUCUGAGAUAUCACAUAUAUAGUUGAUUAAUAUGUGCGUGUGCGUGCGUGUUUGAACUUCUUUUGUAUAGCCAUGAAUGCAAAUGGAUUUUGGUUA